AUGUCGGGAGCUCUCGCCGCACCGGUGGAAUUUGGGCCCGAGCACAUGCCGCUGGGCACGGAGCUGGUGCGAGUGCUCACCAUCGGCGACGUUUCCCGAUUGAAGGAGGUGCUGAGCGGCGAAGGCCGCACGCAAAGGGCGGACGGCCACGUCGCGAUUAAAGUCAACGGCACGUCAUCACCGGGCGCGGGAACGGGAACGGGAAGCCUCCUCGGCGUGACGAUCAACGGGAACACCGCGCUGCACCUUGUCGCCAGCCGCGGGCACGCCGAGCUCGCCGCGUUCGUCUGCGAGAGCGCGCCCUCGCUCGUCGCCGCGCGCAACAGGGGCCUCGACACGCCGCUGCUCUGCGCGGCGAAGGCCGGGAGCAGGGGCGUGGCGGCCUGCCUCCUGUCCAGGAUGCGGUCCGCCGCCGGUGGAGCGGACGAGGCGGCGGCGCUGCGGGCGAGGAACCGCCUGGGCGCCACUGCCCUGCACGAAGCCGUCCGGCUGGGCCGUGCCGGGGUGGUGGAUCUCUUGAUGGCCGAAGCUCCCGAGCUGGCGUCGGUGGCGACCGACGAUGGUGUCUCGCCCCUGUACCUGGCGGCAGAGACUCGGUCGGAGCAGAUGGUCCGGCUGCUGCUUCGUCCGGCGGCUGACGGAACGCCGUCGCCGGCCUCAUUUGCUGGUCGCCAUGGACGGACUGCUUUGCACGCUGCGGCAACUUUUAGCAAAGAUAUGGCUCAAGAAAUACUGAACUGGGAGCCGGUUGGUCCAACUCUGCUUACCAGAGCUGAUUCGUCAGGGAGAACCCCUCUUCAUUUCGCAAUACUGCAUGGACAUCUGGAUGUUGUUGAGCUGUUCCUCGAAGUCCAUACAUCCAUAGACCAAACUCGCAUUUCCGACAGCCAUGGCUCAUUUCCGGUGCACGCUGCUGCCAUCGCGGGGAGCACACGGAUCCUUGAUGAGCUCGUGAAGAAAUGCCCUGACUACUACGAAUUGGUCGAUGACCAAGGAAGAAAUUUUCUCCAUUGUGCAGUUGAGCAUAAUCAGGACAGGGUGGUCCAGCACAUCUGCCAGAAUGACACCUUUGCUAUGCUGUUGAACGCAACGGAUUAUGAAGGGAACACGCCACUCCAUUUGGCUGUAAAAUACGGGUUUCCGCGGAUCGUCAGUACGCUGUUGCGAAAUAUGAGUGUGGAAAUAGGCAUUGCCAACAAGGAUGGCCUAAGUGUUCAAGAUCUUGCUAACCGUGCAAUAACACCAGCAAGAUGGUGCUACUUUCUGGAUACACAUUUUAUCGUGUCGAAUUGUCUGUGCUGGCUGGGACUGGGAACAUGCAUUACUCCAGAUCGACGGCUCCACCCUCUUCAUCAGCAGGCAGACCCGAACCCAACCGAAGAAGGAGCUUCUGACGACGAAGAGCAUGUCAUGCUGAGAAACGGCACGAUUGGAUCAGUCCUCAUCGCCACCGUGGCAUUCGCGGCAGCUUUCACCGUGCCGGGCGGUUUCGUCGCCGACGAUCGCCCGAGCGCCGGGACGGCGAUCCUGGCGAGGCGGUUCGCGUUCAGAGCGUUCGUGGUGUCGUCCAUCAUGGCCUUCCUAUGCUCCAUCAUGGCAACCUCCUUCCUUAUAUACGGCGGCGCGAGAGAGAAUCCACUGAGCCAUCGGAUCUGGUACAAAGUGCUGGCUUCUAGGUUCAUGCCGCUAGCAGUGCGAUGCAUGAUCGCUGCGUUUGCCUUCGGGUUUCACCUGGUGCUCGGCGACGCCAACCGCGGGCUGAUUGUCUUCGUGUACGUGGCGUCUCUGGCUCCGUUGCUCUUCUGCUUCCCUGACGUCUGGAUUCCCUUGCAACUUGGGCUGGCGAGGACGGUGUGGCGGCGAGCGGGAUGGCGGGGACUUGUCAACAUACACAGACGGCCGUCGAGCCUGAUACAAUUGGCCCAACUUUUCAUGGCAAGCUUUUUGUUCCAAUAUCUUGGAGGCACAUUGCUUGUUGUGCUCAUCGCCGCCGCCUUCGCGGCGGCAAUCGCACUGGAUAUUAGUUUGCCAAACUACUGA
Molecule: messenger RNA, 2040 nt
Organism: Miscanthus lutarioriparius
Lineage: Eukaryota; Viridiplantae; Streptophyta; Magnoliopsida; Poales; Poaceae
Source: the annotation of a GenBank genome assembly